UCUGAUGGCGAACAAGUUGGAUACAGCAAUGUGGAUUUCCCGCUUGUUCACAGUUUACUGCUCAGCUUUAUUUGUCCUGCCUCUUCUAGGGUUGCAUGAAGCAGCAAGCUUUUAUCAGCGUGCCUUGCUGGCAAAUGCUCUUACUAGUGCCCUCCGACUACACCAAAGGCUACCGCACUUUCAGCUUAGCAGGGCGUUUCUGGCCCAGGCUUUGCUGGAGGACAGCUGCCACUACCUGUUGUACUCUCUUAUCUUUGUGAAUUCCUACCCUGUUACAAUGAGUAUUUUUCCAGUUCUGCUGUUCUCUUUGCUUCAUGCUGCCACAUAUACAAAGAAGGUUCUUGAUGCACGAAGUUCAAAUAGCCUGCCCUUUCUGAGAAAUCUUUUAGAGAAACUGAGUGCUAAUCAACAGAAUAUUCUAAAAUUCAUUGCUUGCAAUGAAAUUUUCCUGAUGCCAGCUACAGUCUUUAUGCUCUUCAGUGGGCAAGGAAGUCUGCUCCAGCCAUUCAUUUACUAUAGGUUUCUUACAUUACGCUAUUCCUCUCGGCGAAAUCCAUACUGUCGGACACUCUUCACUGAGCUGAGGAUUGUUGUUGAACACUUAAUAAUGAAGCCCGCAUGCCCUGUUUUUGUAAGAAGACUAUGCCUCAGCAGCAUUUCCUUUAUAAGCAGAUUGGCACCAACAGUUGCAUAGCCAAAUUCAGGCACUCGUGUUUUGUGAACAUUAUGAGCAGCUGGCACUUCUGCUGAUGAUAAUAAAUUCCUGGUUUUACACUGAUCUCA
Pterocles gutturalis (yellow-throated sandgrouse) is the source of this 783-nucleotide messenger RNA. It is a transcript of the gene TMEM33, whose product is annotated as transmembrane protein 33. Bases 5 to 694 code for a protein of 229 amino acids. The transcript is spliced from 6 exons. The record is from RefSeq and is a predicted model, not a curated record. Lineage: Eukaryota; Metazoa; Chordata; Aves; Pterocliformes; Pteroclidae. Gene Ontology annotation, biological process: membrane organization; endoplasmic reticulum tubular network organization. Gene Ontology annotation, cellular component: membrane; endoplasmic reticulum.